CUGCUGAAUAUUUAACUCGGAUGGAAUAUAGAGCACACAACAGUUCUGUUAACACCAUGGCUAACAUUGAUGUCGCAUUUGAAUUGACUAAAGAUCAAAGAACUAGAAAUGACCAUUUUUUUGAAUUUUCAGUUGAUCGUAUAAUUAUUGUGGAAGACUCCAAGUCAAAGUUUUAUUUAACAAAUUUGUUUCACAAUAGUUUUGAAAAUCUUCCUUUGAAUAACACCUACUGCUAUUGCCCCAAAACCGAGCAACAGCUAAUCAAAACAAGAUGGCGAUGCCGUAUGCUUAUCGCACGGUAUAUGACUUUGGCUAUAAUUUUAAUGAUGUUUAUCUUGGCAUCUGCACAGAAUGAAAAUAUAGAGACUAUCGUUGCUAAUUCCAAUGUGUUUAAUGGAAGUAAUUGGAACUCAAAUAAAAAUCAAUUCCAUUUUGAUACAGAUACGCAAAAUGAUAGUGAUGCAUUUACUAAUUCAAAUGCAAAUAAUAAUCAAAAUCAUAACAGUAACAAUGGAAAAAUGACUUCAGGGCCCGGUACUCAGGGUGUCACUGUAAGCCGCAAUACUUUGAUUAAUGGUGAUACUAUUUUGCAGCGGCAAUUGAGAGAGAAAACUAAACAAGAUAGCUUACAGUCAAUUAAAAUGCAUAUCUUAAUGCGUUUGAAUUUAAAAAAACUGCCAAAUAUAACGAAACCAAUUUCAGUACCACAAAAUAUAAUUGAACAUUUUUAUAAAAAGUAUAAUGCAUCGCUUUUAAACUCUAUAAGGGUACAUGAAAAAGCAGAAUUGGAAAAUUCAGAAAAGCUAUUAUAUGUCGAAAGGAAUGGAAACAAUACAGAAUCAACUGAAUCUAAAUUGUUAUCUUCAAAUUGGACAACAAAUAGUCAGCAUUUUAUAAACGAUUCCAAUUUAUUCAGACCCAUCACAAAUUUGACAACAGAUGAAAUGCAAAGUGACGAUCCCAAACAGUUUGAUGACUAUAGAUAUAAACAUAUUAUUGAUCUUAAUAAGGAAAAAGAAGCGAGCGUGAUUGAAAAUGAUAAUGGCGAAUAUGAGAGUAUUUUAUCACAUACAAACAGCAUAUAUGUAUUUCCAGAACAAUCCCAUACACGACAUAACCGAAAAGCCGACGUACUCCGGUUUAAAUUUGAUAGCUAUACGGAAGUAUCGUAUGUGAAAUUGCAUUUAUAUCUGCGUGGAUUGGACUGGAUAAAGGCGAAUAUACCGAACAUUAUCGAUGGAUUUGACGAUAACUUUGAAGAUAACGAAAUUGUUGUGGAUGUACAUCGUGCCAUACGCCAUGUGAAUAGCACACAUAAAGUGAAAAUGUUUGAGUUUCGUCACAAAAUUCCAGUCGGAUUUGGUCAAUGGAUCAGUGUUGACCUAAAACCCUUGUUCAUAACAGGAGAGGAUACAAUGUUUAAUCCUACCAGGACGAAUAAAACUCAAGAAAUCGUCAUCAAAGGCGUUGAGCCAUGGAUGAAACCCUUAGUCGUCACUACGGAUAACACUUCAAAAAAUCCACUGUCCACAUUGAAAUUGGUUCACAGAAAAAGCACCGCCGAAAAAGAAGCGUUUUUAUGGACUGCACUGAAAGUGAUCACGAUAUGCGGUGUUGUCGUUAUCCACUCAAAGUGA
Messenger RNA from Drosophila albomicans, 1637 nucleotides. RefSeq lists its product as uncharacterized. The record is from RefSeq and is a predicted model, not a curated record. The coding region runs from base 21 to 1637 and encodes 538 amino acids. The transcript is spliced from 4 exons. NCBI's taxonomy places the organism in Eukaryota, Metazoa, Arthropoda, Insecta, Diptera, Drosophilidae.